Messenger RNA from Podarcis raffonei (Aeolian wall lizard), 2506 nucleotides. It is a transcript of the gene UBE2G2, whose product is annotated as ubiquitin conjugating enzyme E2 G2. Gene Ontology annotation, cellular component: endoplasmic reticulum; cytosol. Lineage: Eukaryota; Metazoa; Chordata; Lepidosauria; Squamata; Lacertidae. The coding region runs from base 84 to 581 and encodes 165 amino acids. The transcript has 6 exons. The record is from RefSeq and is a predicted model, not a curated record.
GGAAGUGGCUCCUCGGAUGGUUCCGGUGACCCGAGGCGCAACAGCUGGCGCCGGAUCCGACUCCCCUCGUCACUGCCUGAGCUAUGGCGGGCACGGCGCUGAAGCGGCUGAUGGCGGAGUAUAAACAGUUGACCUUGAAUCCACCAGAAGGCAUAGUAGCUGGGCCUAUGAAUGAAGAAAAUUUCUUUGAAUGGGAAGCUUUGAUAAUGGGCCCAGAAGACACAUGCUUUGAGUAUGGCGUUUUCCCUGCUAUUCUGAGUUUUCCUCUCGAUUAUCCUUUAAGUCCUCCAAAGAUGAGGUUCACAUGUGAGAUGUUUCAUCCCAACAUUUAUCCAGAUGGGAGAGUUUGUAUUUCUAUUCUUCAUGCUCCUGGGGAUGAUCCCAUGGGCUAUGAGAGCAGCGCAGAACGAUGGAGCCCAGUACAGAGCGUGGAGAAGAUCCUCUUGUCAGUGGUCAGCAUGCUGGCAGAACCGAAUGAUGAGAGUGGAGCCAACGUGGAUGCUUCUAAAAUGUGGCGGGAAGACAGAGAGCAGUUUAACAAAAUAGCCAAGCAAAUAGUCCAGAAAUCACUUGGGCUUUAAAAAAAGGAAGGAACUGAGACAUUUGACAAUCAUAGUAUUUGAUCUUUUAUCAGGCAGACACAUGGCAGUACUCCGUGUUGAUAGGAAAAAGCAAAUCUUGCAAAAUUGUUGACUGGGUGUCUUAAUACCACACACAUCCUCUCUCCCCCCUCUCUUCCCUUUUUGUUUACUCUUUUGAGGGUGGGGGAUCUUCCUCGAUCUAAGACAUGUAAGUAGCUGCAAUACAAGUGGAUUUAGUCAUAGGAGAAAGGUUGCAUAGUGCUGUGGUUUCUUUGCACUAGUGAAAGCAUGGGAGCAUUGCAUAGCGUCUGUGUCUCUUCAGUUAUAUUUAUAUUUUCCUAACCCUUUUCAGUGCAGUACUGUGCACUUUUUGGUAAUGGGGUUGAGAAGAUCUAUGAAUUAAUAACUGCCCAGAACCAUGGAAAGCUGCUGAAACACCAUUGGACUCCCUUGUCUGGAAAUGGAGAAAUGCCGUUCUAAGGAUGUCUUACUUCAUAACUGGAUGUAACUUUUGAAGGCCUCAGAUUCUCUCCUCCUUAAGACCACAAAGCAACCACACCUGAAGUCAAAUGAGAACAUAGUUAAGCUGCUGGGCAAGAGUAUUUUGAGAGCAAGUGAAUUACUGUAUCUAAUUGAGGGUGGCCAAUGUAAUCAGUGUCUUGCUUCCAGGUACAGCAGUUAACCUUCCCAAAUGUAAGCCUUCAUGUUGCUACUUUUGAAAGCCUUCAAGCACUAUUGAGUUCCUCUUGAGACAUUAUUUGAACUUGGUACAACUCCAAAAAGUUUGAUAAAUAAUCCUCAUUUCUAAAAUGUAUUGGUUUCCUUUAACAGCUAUCUCUACUCAUAAGAUAUGCUGGAAAUACCUUGUAUUGCAGCAGAGCAGUCUUUCCAAAGUUAAUCUUCCAUCCUCAGCUGACAGCACUUAAACCUAAUGCAAAGAGGCUGUCUUGAAUCUAAUGUCACCCAAACUGUAUUCCGAAUAGAAAUCUGGAGAACAAAAUCAAGUGUGAAUAUUAUUUGGAUUAGAAGGACUUGAUGGUAUUCAACUUCAGUUACUCUUUUAUUUUCCUGAGUGCUGUGGGAGGGAAUCUUUAUCUUGGAAACACUAGACUAAGUAGUACUAGACAUCCCCUAGUUUCUUAGUCUAGUACCAGGAAAAUAAAAGUUAUUGCUUUACUUUCUUACUGGCUGGGAACAACUGAGCAGUAAACUGGUUCUUGAUGUGUAUUUCAAAGCCAGGUUAUAUAGCAGUUGACAACCAUUUCUUACUACAUCUGUACUACUUUAGAAUGCCAAAUUUAAAGUUACAUGGCAAGAAAUACUAUUAAUAUCUCUUGCUUAAGCUUGCAUUUUAAUUACUUUUAUACUGUUUACAAUUUAAUCAAUUUCUGAUUGAGAGGGAUUAUCAUUCUCUGAAAUUUCAUUCAAUUUCACUUUUUUUUUUUACAGUGGCAUACUUUCCAGGAAAAGUAGCUCUCAUAAUUUGAUCAGUCCACAGCAGAAGCUGAAUCUAGGCAUUUUUUUAGCAGCAUAAAGCCCUGACCUUAUGAGAGUGAUUUUCUGUGGGAGUUGUGCCUGAAUUAGAAGACCUUUCUACUUUAAAAGGUUUUGAGAAAGAGAAGUUACUUUGGGCAUGGAUUAGGGGAGGGUGAAAGUAGUAGUAUUUUUCCGAAACAACAUCUACAAGUGGUGGUUUUCAUGGCAAACGGGAGGUUUUUAUUUAUUCUACAAGUUGUAAUUUAGCUUGACGAGUCCAACAAGACAGCAGCGUGGAAAGAAGGUGCUCUUUGUUUAAUGGUGAUUAAGACAUAUGGGAAAGCUGUCCUGCUCUUACACAGUAUUCAAGUGUAUUUAAACACAUUGUUUUAUAUUGGACACGAAUAUUGUCAAUGAAAAUAAAUGCAUAUUUUCCUUAAAGUACAAAA